GGAAAUCCCAGUGCUGAAGAUUGUAUCAAAGAAAUCAAAGUAACCAGUUUUGCAACUCAAAGAUCUGGUAUUUUGUCAGUAUUUUCAAAUCUUUUUUUACAUCCAAUAUCCUAGUCCCAAAAUUUUAAGUUUACAUUGAAUAUGACUACAAAUACGUCUGUCAGCGUCGAGCAAGAAUUCGAAGAAGUGUCACUCAGUGAAGAAUCCCAACGACAGAGAAGCAGCACGGAUUCGAUUGCAUGUCGUAUUUGCCAAAGCGCAACGGAAAAGUCUCGUUUAAUCUCGCCCUGCCUAUGCAAAGGAUCGCUUCGCUACGUACAUCGGGACUGCCUGGAGCACUGGCUAAGCCGGUCCGGACUUACACACUGUGAGCUGUGUUUACAUAGGUUUCAAACGUACACGACGCUAAGGUACGGCUGCAUGGAGUCCUUGUGCGUUUGGUACCGUCAUCCGAGCAAUCGUGGCCUGCUGGUGUCGGACGCACUGAUUUAUGCCGUCCUGUCAUUCAUCUGCUUCAUCCUGACAAUGAUCUGCAUUCUGGUGCUCCGAUUCCAGAGUACCCAUGGCAACACGCUUCAAGAGACCCUUGCCUCGACGGCCAUUGUUUGCUUUCUGCUGCUGGUGCUAAUUGUGUACCUAACCAACCUCUUCGUUCUGGCAAAGGAUCACAUCAUCCCCUGGUAUAGGUGGUGGAGGUCAUCCCGAAGGAUACGGCUUUCGGAAAUUACCCUGGAAGAAUCCAGCAGCACGUCGUUAGUGGUUUAAGGUGACACAAUGAAAAGACUGCCAAAAAUUUCCAGCCACUCCGGAUCUGCACAAUACCCCCAACUUGCACCACUCUGGGUCACCGACCGCAGACAUACCUCUGUCCAUACCUUGGUGGCAAAUGAUCAGCGGGCGGUUGUUGGUUGCAAAGUAAAAAAAUGGUACAAAACGCAUUUCACUACCGCUGACGAGCCAAACAUUCUUCCUUGGUUUGCGCUUCCGUCCGAGGUUGACGGACGGGAGACGGACUUUUUAAGCUGGGCUCAUAGAUUUGGUUUUGUGGAAACGACAGCGCCGGUGAUGGAAUUUGAAUUUCAAAUUAAUUGUCGUGUCCGACGGGAGAUCGCAAACGCAAACAGAAGCAGCCGAGAUUUGAAGGGAAAGAACUUUUACAAGCCGAACCAUUCACACGUCUGCUGGUUGAAUAGAAAAAAGAAAUACGAC
This is a messenger RNA of Armigeres subalbatus, 1209 nucleotides long. RefSeq names its product E3 ubiquitin-protein ligase MARCHF3-like. The transcript has 7 exons. Gene Ontology annotation, biological process: protein ubiquitination. Bases 142 to 765 code for a protein of 207 amino acids. NCBI's taxonomy places the organism in Eukaryota, Metazoa, Arthropoda, Insecta, Diptera, Culicidae. The record is from RefSeq and is a predicted model, not a curated record. Gene Ontology annotation, molecular function: ubiquitin-protein transferase activity; zinc ion binding.